AUGUGUAUGUGAGAGAGAGAGAGAGAGAGAGAGAGAGAGAGAGACUCACACACCACCACCAUUAGACACCUGUCAGUGCAGGUGGAGAGAGUGACUGCUGGAUAUUUGAGCCUGGAGGUUUCACAGGAGGGCUCGUCUUCAACUCUUUGGAUAGGUUUAUUUUUUUAACUAUCAAGACUUUGUACAUUUGUGUUUUAUUUAAUAUUUGUGUUUUGGACAUAACUGAACUUUAAUCUGAAGAUUGCCACCAGUGGAUAUAGUCAAUGGUUACUGAAACCCAACAUUCAGGUAUUUUUUGAGGAGUGAAAACUGUUGGAGGAGGAGAAUUUUCAUCACAGACUGAAUCCCACCCUUAAGGAGUUUGUUGUUGGUGCAGGUGUUUCUGAGACAACCAUCUUCAGAUAAGCUGCGUGAUCAUGGCAGACUUCCCGUCCAAGGUUACCACGGAAACCAGCUCCCCAAACUCCCAGACCUCUCAGCAGGGGGGCAACAGCCUCCGAGGGCUGGCUGCUAACGUCACCACUAUGAUGGACAUGUCCUUUAUCCGAAGCAUCCCGGCCAUCCUCAUGAUGGUUGAAAUAGUUCUGGGACUGCUCCAGUGGGCAUUGAUAGCCAGCGCCCCCUACACGGCGUUGCCAGCGUAUGGCUGGGUGAUGUUUGUGGCCGUCACUGUAUGGAUCCUCACCACCAUCCUCUUCUUUAUGAUCCUAUUGGGCACCCAGCGAAAACUCACAUCCAUCCCCUGGCCCCUGGUGGUGAUGCUGUAUCACGCCGUAGCCACGGUCCUCUAUCUGACCGCCUUCCUGGCCAACGCAGUAUCUGUGUACCCCUACCGCUACAGCUAUUUCUACGGACAUAUGGGAGCUGCCGCCUUCUUCGGUGCUGUGGUGACCGUGGCGUACGGUGCCAGUGCGUUCUUCUCCUAUUUGGACUGGAAGGGAGAUGGAGGAAAUGCUGCCACCAGCACAGUGCCAACCUAGGACUCAAACCUUUGAUGCUGAUCCCGGAAAAAGACUAUUCAUGUUUUCUUUCCCACAAGAUGCUGUAGUUAUUUGGCUAGUGUACUAUCAGUUGAUAGUUGAGCAUUACUGCUGACUCUGGUAACCCAAAUCCUGACCUCUUCUUAACCCCAGUAUUAACAAUAAGAUGAAACCUAAUUCAGACAUAAGAUAUCCUGUAUUAUAUAACUUUUGAAUCAAACUCAUUAGACUUUUACCUUCACAUUCUGAAAAGAAAUUGUACAUCAGUACUGGAUUAUCCCCAUAAAAUGAACUGUAUCACCACAACACAAUAUUUCUUUGAAGGGGCUCUGGUGGAGUGAACUGAGGCCUUAAUAAUACUUUAAUAUUGUAAAAGCACAAAUUCUUGGGAAUACCAUGACGUAUUGGCAUAAUAUAGUUACUAUAACACAUCUAGAUUGUAUUGAAAAUACAAAUAAGAUGCCUCGCUAUGCACUUAAAGCAAUAGUUCGACAUUUUGGAAAAUUCCAAAGUCUUGCCCUCUUGCCAGGAGUUUGAGAGAUUGAUACCACUCUCAUGUCUGUACGAUGAAUAUGAAGUUUCAGUACUGCCAGCAGCCGGUUAGCUUAGCUUAGCUUAGCAUGAAAACUGGACAGAAGGGGAAACAGCUAGCCUGGCUCUGUCCGAAGCUGACAAAAUCCCCUCACCAGUAUCCAGUGGGCUACCUGGGUCUGAAAAGUGAAGCCAAUGCGGAAGUGCCUUAAACUUGCAUUCUUUCUAAUAGCCAGCAGGGGGCGACUCCUCUGGUUGCAAAAAGAAGUCUGAUUGUAUAGAAGUCUAUGAGAAAAUGA
Molecule: messenger RNA, 1810 nt
Organism: Sebastes umbrosus (honeycomb rockfish)
Lineage: Eukaryota; Metazoa; Chordata; Actinopteri; Perciformes; Sebastidae
Product: plasmolipin
Exons: 4
Coding region: 417-980 (187 amino acids)
Biological process (GO): myelination
Cellular component (GO): membrane
Molecular function (GO): structural constituent of myelin sheath
Source: RefSeq, a predicted model, not a curated record